AUGUCUAUCCACCAAAAUAUCUCCAGCUUACAAUCCAGGUAUCUGAAAUCUUGCAAGGAGCAUGGACUCGCACCAAAUUCUGGAGUUUUAAUGUGGCUUCUUAAGGCUGUUGAACAUGGUAACAAAUACCAGAAAUGCACUAUUGAAGUCUGUUUAGACCAACUUGAGGAUCAUGAUUUAUCUCCACUUAUGGACAUCCUCCUUGACGAUCACUGCCAUGGAAUUGACAUUCUCUGUGAAUCAUCAUGUAGUUUGAACCCAGAAUCUAUUUUAUCACUAAUGAAUAAAGCUAACUCAAAACUCCGAGUUGUCGAUCUCCAAAAUGCUUCUCUUGGGAAGGAUAUUCUGUGUGAUAUUUUCCAGAUUGGUUUGCAAUGCCAGAUACUCAAAGUCAGAUUCAAUGAAUUCAGAAAUCUCAACUUUCCUGGAAAGUUUAUGCAGUUACUGACCCUUAAUCUGGACUUCUGUUCACUCACUAACUUGGAGAUUGAUUGUUUUACAUUUAUGCCAAAUUUGAUGCACAUCUCCAUGUGUGGAACAAGAAUUACAAAUCUUUGGACAACUACUGCGGCUUUAUCCCGAUUAAAGUCCUUAGUAGAACUCCGGUUUCAAAGUUGUCCCUGCUGCAAAGGAACCGAAUCAUGUCCUGCUUUAAAACCAAAGAGAGGAGGUCCUAAUUGGCAAACAACCGCCGCAGCAGCCCAAAUUGCACAUUCUAAUGCUUUUCAACGUAAGUCUGCCAACUUGGUUUUCGAGGAUGAUAUGCAGGUAAAUGAUUUAACUCAAAGAUUAUUAGCUCAGACCUGUAGAAGGGAAAGAUUGGUAGAAGAAGUAUCAGCAGUUCGAUCUUCAGAUGACCACAAGCAAUCAAUCAUUUUGAGCAAGCUGCAUAUUGAGGUUUCUCCUAAAAAAUUGGAAAUUCAGGAGAGUGAGUCUCCCACUAGUGUUCUUGACUUGGAGGAUAUUGAAGAUUCUCCAGUUUCUGUUGCUUCGAAAUUGAAUGUACUACAGAAUCCUUCUCCCAUAUGUUUUGAGAACCACUACAGGGAGUACAUGAUCGCUUCACUACCAUCAUUGCAAGUGCUAGAUAACUUUCCAAUAAAACAGGAGCACAGAGAAACUGCAGAAACUGUCUUCUCAAAAUAUUUUGAGUAUUUACCCUAUAAGCGUCAUUACAAGGAGAGCGUUACCAGUUUACUGCAUAUGCGUGAAAUGGGAGCACGUGGAGUGUAUAAAACCUCGACAUGGAAACGGCAUUCAUCUCCUCAUCACAAGAGUAAACAUUUCUACUCCAGAUCACUUAGCGCCGCCAAGCUUGGCUCACGGCCUGUCCUGUCUCCUGUUUCUCAUGGUGACAGAAGGUUCCGGCCUAGGCAGUUUGAGUAUCACCCGUCUGUCGCUCAUCUGAUGGGAUUCGGAACACUGGAUGGUGAAGUUAUUGUCAUCAAUCAUGAAAAAGGAAAAGUUCUUAAUCACAUUGCUGCCUCUAGAGCUAAUUGCUCUGCGAUUUCACUUUGUUGGUUUAACAAACACCCAUCCAAGCUCCUUGCGGGAUUUGAUAAUGGUUUCUUGAGAUUGUACGACAUCAACCAAGCGACAGCAGAUAGUGAAGACAGCUUGGCAUCCAGCAGAACCUCAAGCUAUGACGAUUUUCAUCAGUUGACUUCUUUACAUGUUAAUGCAACUGAUGAAAAGUUCCUAGCAAGUGGUUAUUCGAGGAAGCUUGCUGUUUAUGAUGUUUGCACUGGCAGACGCUUGCAUUUGUUCACUAAUAUACAUCAAGAAACCAUUAAUGUGGCUAAAUUUGCCCAUCAUUCUCCGCACCUGCUGGUUACUUCUUCGUAUGACCGGCAUGUUAAAAUGUGGGAUAUAAGACAGAAUCCAACACAACCUUGCUAUACUGCUUCAAGUACCGGAGGAAAUGUGAUGGUUUGCUUCUCCCCUGAUGAUCUUUAUCUGCUUGUUUCGGCUGUGGACAAUGAGGUGCAGCAACUUUUGGCUGUUGAUGGCAUACUUCACACCAGGUUUGAAAUUUGCCCCUCGGGAAGUUCACAUAAUUUCACCCGAUCAUAUUACAUGAAUGGAAGAGACUACAUUGUGAGUGGAAGUUCUGAUGAAUCUGUUGUAAGAAUUUGCUGUGCCCAAACGGGAAGGCGACUAAGAGAUGUCCAUUUGGAGGAUAGUAGUCUGGAAAGCUCUAUUUAUGUGCAGUCCUUAAGAGGCGAUCCAUUUCGUGUAACACUUUCACAUGGCGAUAUUGGCAGGCUAUGCUCGUUCCAGCACACCAAGCGAGAUCAUCAAGGUCAAUUUACUGGCUUGAAAUCUCCAUCCCCAAACAGCUUCACUUUAUUUCUCAACUCUUCUACUUCAUUCACGUUCUUCAACAUUCACUGUGCUAUCGUUGCCAGCAAAGCUGUCAUUGGCAUAAUGGGUCUGUCAAGUGUACAUUAA
Oldenlandia corymbosa var. corymbosa is the source of this 2451-nucleotide messenger RNA. The record is from the annotation of a GenBank genome assembly. NCBI's taxonomy places the organism in Eukaryota, Viridiplantae, Streptophyta, Magnoliopsida, Gentianales, Rubiaceae.